AUGGUUUGUUCGCGGGUUUGGAAUGGCGGGGUCAACUGGAAGUUUAGGAGGAGGAAGCUGGAUGUGUGGGGUGAUGGCGAGCCUCCGUCAGCGUUGAAGAAGGAAUCAAGGACGAGGGAGAGGUCGUACGGAAGGAAGGAGGAGCUGAUCUUUGCGGAGGCUCCGAUCGAGCAAUUGAAGAUUUCACUGGUGGCAGUUUCGGCCAUAGGGAAGGUGCGGCCAGAGACGAUACUAGAAUCCCGCUCGUCGCGAGAGGAGAAGAAGGUGAGGGGCGAUCAGGUUGUCCUGCUGGAGAGAGUGGGGACAACGGCAGCUUUAGAAGGGUGGUUGGUGUACUCCCUUGCUGCGACCGUCGAAGAGAAAUAG
This is a messenger RNA of Linum trigynum, 366 nucleotides long. The record is from the annotation of a GenBank genome assembly. Lineage: Eukaryota; Viridiplantae; Streptophyta; Magnoliopsida; Malpighiales; Linaceae.